UUAGAAUAUUUACAUUUUUAAAUAUCUUUGUGCAGACUUAUAAAAAAAAAUCAUCAUCAGUCCACCAACACAAAGAAUACCUUUAUUAAUAUUUAUGUUGUGUAUUUAUUUGUUGUGUUUUCAGCUGCAGGCCGGCAGCGGUCACUCUCAUUUCUCUCCAUCUUCUGUCCAAAUCCACGCAGCAUCAAACCCACUCACUGCUUCCAUCACUGACAGGAUGGAGGCAUGAUUGUGUCAGUCUCACUGAUUCAUCCUGUGGAAUUUGCGUUUCUGCCCGCUGAGUUUUUUACAGUCUGCUCUCUGUGCGUAACAGAGGCUGCGUUUGCAUCCGAAAAGAAAAGAGAAAAAGGAGAAAAAGGAGACAGGAGGUGAUGUGAGGAGAGCGCGCGGGUUGUUUCUGCUGUUCUGCUUCUGUAGCAAACAUCUAUCAGAGUCUGUCUGAGAGAGUGUUUUCUGUCGCGGGUGGGUUUUGGCAUCUAAAAAUCUGGUGCGUAAAAGAAAAGAGAGAGAAAAUCGCUCAAGUCAAAGUUUGUGCUUCAGAGACCCGGAGCCCACCCAGGCUGAGAUCGAUGUCUUGAAAUCCAUUCUCUGUUCAACAUCUCGAUCCGUUUUCUGUCUCGAGUUCACCCGCAUGACAGCUCUGUGUCCUCUCUGAGCCGUGCGUAAAAGGGCUGGAGCCAAAGAUGCGUCCAGAUCUGAUCUAAAACUCUACAGCUCCUGACCUCGCGGCCGCUGCGCGUCUGGCGUAUUGCGAUUCAAAAAAAAAAUGAUGUCACGCGAAGCCACAAGGGGACCUGGGAUUUACCAAAUACCUUCCAGUUGAGCAGGAGUCCUGCCAAGUAAGGGACAACCUCCUCCUCCUCCUCUCCUCCUCCUCUUCCAGCGGCGACAAGUGCAGAGAAUCGACGGAGGAGAAUUGAGCAAAUUAUCUACUUCUCCGCUCUCCUUCCUGGACGGUAACGAUCGGCGAGGUCUCGGCUCUCCGCACGCCGUUAUCGAGCGAGCCACGGCCGCCCUGAUUGUAGUCAAUAAGGAAGGGGGAGCGGGGCCGGUGAUUUGAAGGGGGGGUUCCCCGGUAGAUGAUGCCCUUUCCUGCGGGCCGGUGAGGAGCAGCACCGACCCCCGGCUUCCCUCCAGCAGCUUGUUGUUGUUGUUGUUGUUGUUGUUGUUGUUGUUGUUGCUGUCGCGGCGCGGUUGAUGCGGAGGUGAUGGAUGGUCCUCUCCGCCGCCCAGCGGGGAUCCUCGGCUCCCCCCCGGCUUCUGGGAGCCAGCCCGCGGGCUCCGACAUGCUCACCUCCGGCGGCAGCAGCAGCAAGCCUCUCGCUUUCUCCAUCGACCGGAUUAUGGCCAGGACGCCCGAGCCCAAGUCGAUACCGCUCCCCAGCUGGUUCCAGUCCGCUCCCGUGGGGAAACCCGACGUCUGUCCGUCCUCGCUGCAUUGUAUGAUCCCGCUGGUGCCGCUCGGGUACGAGCCGGGCCACCGGCUCAGCAUCACCGGGCUGGAUCCGGGCCACAUCGACGCGUCUUCUCUCGCCGCUCCCGCAGACUUUUUGGGCUUUGGCUUGAACUAUAAGAACCAGCAGGAGGACUCCGCUGUGAGCCAAAGCGCCGGCCAGUACAAACUCUUCAGGCCCCGGGUGGUGAACCAGUCCUCCUUCCCCACCAUGGGCACCGUGUGCUACCUGAACUGCAGCGGGGACAGCGGCGCGUGUCCCCCGCCGGCCGGCCUGGUCAACCUGCACCCGAUGGCCUCGUACCUGCUCACCGCCCGGCACAAAGCCUUCAUGGCGGAGAAGAGCAAGCCGGGCCUGCAGCAGGCCGGGGAGCGGUACCCGGUGUCCGGCGUGCAGGCCUUCAAGGAGCUGUCUCAGAGUCAGAUCCAGCACUACAUGAAGGAGCGGGACCAGAUCCUCACAGACAAGAUCUUCAAGGGCUCCGCGGCGGCGGCGGCGGCGGCCCGGCUCAGCGGCUCCUGUCCCGGCAACAAGCCCAAAGUGUUCACCUGCGAGGUCUGCGGCAAGGUGUUUAACGCGCACUACAACCUGACCCGCCACAUGCCCGUGCACACAGGCGCGCGGCCGUUUGUGUGCAAAGUUUGCGGGAAAGGAUUCCGACAGGCGAGCACACUGUGCCGACACAAAAUCAUCCACACUCAGGAAAAACCACACAAGUGUAACCAGUGCGGGAAAGCCUUCAACCGCAGCUCCACCCUCAACACGCACACGCGCAUCCACGCGGGAUACAAACCGUUCGUGUGCGAGUUCUGCGGGAAAGGAUUUCAUCAGAAAGGAAACUACAAGAACCACAAGCUGACACACAGCGGGGAGAAGCAGUUCAAGUGCUCCAUCUGCAACAAGGCGUUCCACCAGGUGUACAACCUCACCUUCCAUAUGCACACGCACAACGACAAGAAGCCCUUCACCUGCCCCACCUGCGGCAAGGGCUUCUGCAGGAACUUUGACCUGAAGAAACACAUCAGGAAGCUGCACGACCCGGUCGGCCCGCAGUCGCCCCCUCAGGCCUGAGAGACGCUCGGCUCGGACCUGAACAGUGACUCUUUACCCUUCAUCCCGACACACCAAAAAAUACAUCAAGUCUGCUGUGACCUCGCUGUCAAGCUGAAACUAAACUGAACUCCUUAUAGUCCAGAGUUACAGAGUCCUGUAGGUGUUAGGGUGAAGAUUAUUUUAUAAAAUAGAAACUCGUGCCCUCAAAUGACUGAUUAAUGUGCUUUGUUCACCUGAAGAUCACUCAGUCCUCCUCUCAGAUGACUUCAUUCAGACACUUCGUUCAUGUGCAGCCAUGAAAUUUAAGUAUUAAAGCUGAUUCUGAUCCACAUUUAGAAAAAAUAUGUUCAGUUUGAGACAAAAACAGUCAAAAUCAAAGCACAGAGACAAAGAUAUCCCGUCUUUUAGCUCCUGGUGUAUGCUUUAUGCUCCAAAAACACAGGACCCUACAUUUCCCACAAUGCAACUGGACUGUGUGUUUUGAAUAGAGCCUCCCUGCCUGGCCACGUCUUUCAAACUCAGUUGUCCAGUUUGUAAUCUGUUUCAUACAUUUAAAGCCUCCAAGCCUGCUCCGAGACAACCCUGAUGACAUCACUAUGACGUCAUCAGGGUUAUUUUCUCAGAGCUACACAAAGAGUCACUGAAGACAACUGGCAGACGAAAACUGACCAUGGCUGAUUUUCAUGUGUAAAAUUAGUGAUGUGGCCCUUUAGAUUUUCACCAGCAGGGUCUCUUUGACUGACACAGACGAUAACCAAUCACAUCAUUAAGAGGGCGGUCCCUUCUGAAAGGGAUAAUGGCGCCUAUUCAGGGUUCAACUUUGACCUAUCCCUGAUAUAAGUUGAGCCUUGUGAUAAAAGAAAUGCGACCUGCUUGAUAUGUACGGCCCUGCUUUACAGAGACACAGUUUUACAUUAAACCGAUGAAGUCCAACAGUAUUUUGUCACAUUCUGAUCCCUGUUCAGGGUCAGUGAAGCACAACUAAAAUAUUUUUAAUGAGGUUCGCGUAUGUUUUGGUCACUAUUCCUCUCAACUAAUUGUGAGCAGCUCGUCUGAUAGAGCCCAGAGAGUCAUUUUUAAAUUCUUCCCAAUAACAGACGUUUCCUUUGUACAAAUUUCCCCCGAUGUGGCGCCCUAAAUGUGACCUAGAAGAAAGACACGAGGAAGCCCAGUCGCCUCUCAGGCCUGUUGAACCCUAACCUGACCCUUCCUCUUGAACUUCACCCUGCUAAAGCCAUCAGGACACGUCCUCUCCCCUCCAGGCCCCACAAGGGCCCCUCAGACCUGAUUUGACGUGACCCCUGACCCCUCUGACUCCUCUGGCCACGACGCCGGCCUGGAAACUGACCGGAGAUAACCUCCAGACCGACCGGCCGCGAUGCUUCUGUCUCUGGACUGAGGACAUUUCACAGAGGACACACAGAACUUAGAUUUGCCGUCCUCUGAUUAUUAGUCCAUGAUAUUAUAAUGGUGGCUAAUUAUUACGUCAUUAGUCAUCAGUGAUUCCUAGUUUUCAUUAUUUUUCAGUUACAUCUCAGGAUGUGAGAUUGAUGAACUCUGAGACCAGAGAUGUGGCAGAGGUGAAGCAACAACCAUCGAUUUUAGAGUCAAAAACAGGAUUCAUACCAACAUUUUAAAAUAUUCAGUAUUUUUCUUAUUUUUAACAAAUCCCAUAAAAAGACUAAAACCAACACAGAGUUUAUUUUACUAACAAGUAUUGUGUGUGUGUGUGUGUGUGUGUGUGUCAGAGCCUGAUUUAUCUGCUGCCUUGUCCAGAAAACUAUUAAAAACACAUCAGCGAGCUGCACUGUCGCAGCCUUCAUACUUAUACCAACAAAAAGUAAUGUAACAGAAUUCAUAUAAGCCACGUAGUCACGAGCCAGUAAUUCAUCUAUAAUCUGGGUUAUAGAUGAAUGUGUGAAGGCUGUGAUGACAUGACUAGUGCUCUGACGGAAGUAAAUUAGAACGUAGUAUAAAGAGCAAACAGGCAGGUUGGAGUGUAUGACUCAAACAAACACUAUAUUUACCCAGGAGAUCGGUGUCCAUGACCCAAGUGAAACCAAGUGAACUUUGAGUUAUUUUAAGGCAUGUUGUCACGUUUGUUUUCCCAAACCUAACCGAUGUAACUUAACGUUAAGUACGUAAC
Molecule: messenger RNA, 4653 nt
Organism: Epinephelus lanceolatus (giant grouper)
Lineage: Eukaryota; Metazoa; Chordata; Actinopteri; Perciformes; Serranidae
Gene: fezf1
Product: FEZ family zinc finger 1
Biological process (GO): regulation of transcription by RNA polymerase II
Cellular component (GO): nucleus
Molecular function (GO): DNA-binding transcription factor activity, RNA polymerase II-specific
Source: RefSeq, a predicted model, not a curated record